Pocillopora damicornis (cauliflower coral) is the source of this 1566-nucleotide messenger RNA. RefSeq lists its product as uncharacterized. Gene Ontology annotation, cellular component: plasma membrane. Gene Ontology annotation, biological process: cell surface receptor signaling pathway; G protein-coupled receptor signaling pathway. Gene Ontology annotation, molecular function: G protein-coupled receptor activity; protein binding. NCBI's taxonomy places the organism in Eukaryota, Metazoa, Cnidaria, Anthozoa, Scleractinia, Pocilloporidae. The record is from RefSeq and is a predicted model, not a curated record.
GGUAACAUUAACAACAACACCAAACAAGAAAAUGCCGCGAGUUCAGAUACAUCAAACAUAACGAACAGGCGUGGGAAUAGUGACGUAACGGGCCAAGCAAGGGAGGAAACGGGGAUAGAAAAUUGCUCUGCAGUGACAUUUCAUGAGGAAAAGAUGAUUUUUACCUAUACUCCACCUACUUCAAAAGAAAUCAUAAAGCACUACGAAAUUCAAAGUCGCAUGGAGUUAGUGCUCAUGUGCAUUUCUAUGGUAGCGGUGGUUCUUGCACUCGUACUUCUUACAUAUCUGAGGAUAAGGACCACUGAGAAAAUUUUCAUCCACAAAAAUCUCCUCCUUUCACUUGGGCUUGGAAAUCUUGUUUUUGUUCUGGACAAAACUCUAUUUGUUACACGAAACGAACACUCGGCUCUAUGUUCGACAGUGGCGGUCGUUCAGUUUUUUUUAGACAUUGCGCUGUUCACGUGGAUGCUUGUUGAAGGGAUGAAUCUUUACAGCAAGCUUAUCGUGGUUUUCAAUACUCCCAGACGAUAUGUCACCUACUUGGCAAUAGGAUGGGGUAUCCCAGCAGUCCUUGUGGGAUUGAUAGCGGCUGUCAGACCCAGUACCUUUGACAUGGGUAGUGCUCUGUAUGUGGACAUACAGUGUGGCUCACUAAGCCUUCAAGCUGAGAUCGAACGAACAACGUGUUGGCUAAACGGAAGUCUCUGGAUAUACAAAGGACCAGUCUUGGCCAUACUCGUGAUAAACUUGAUAAUGUUUGUGAUUCUUAUGCGUGUGAUUUUUGGGAAAAUUUCCGCAAGAUUUGGCAAGGACCGUCUCAAUGUCGCAAAGCGAAGUGCGAAAAGCAUUUUUGUUCUUCUUCCGUUACUCGGUGUGACGUGGAUACUGGGUUUUUUUGUGGAGUUCCACUAUGUUCUUGGAUACGUGUUUCUAUGUCUCAACUCCACACAGGGUAUCAUGUUUUUCAUCUUUCACUGUGUGUGCGAUGACCAGGUCCAACAGGCCAUAAAAAAGUUAUAUACCAAGCCUGAAGGUUCAGCAACGUCAGAGAAACCGCAACAAGUCACCAAGGAGACUGGGAGCAAUACUCGUUCGGCGUUAGAUGCAAGGAGACAUAAGGACAAUCACACCACAGGGAGCCUGAGUUUGAAGCUGAAUUAAAGCCCUAUCAGUAAUAUAGCUUAAACAUGUAAAGCAUAAUGUAGUGGGUUAACAUCCAAAUAGCAAACGCUUAGCUGGCGCCGAGAUUAUUUAGGAGAAAACCAAAGCUGUAUAUUUAAGAAUGUAGCAAAUAGAAAUCCCAUUUUGUUCUUUUACGUAAAGUAAGAUCGACAUAUACCUUAUAUAAAUACAAUUUGAUUUCAGUCUCUCCUAGAAUUAAUUCAUAUGUCAGCAUCUUUUUAUAUAUCUCUGUGGAACGUAGUUUACAUUCCAUCAUUCUGAUUUUCUCAAAGCCUCAAACAUACAGGGAGGGUGAUAUAAGCGGUUUAAUAAAUGAGGACAAGACUAACAAGAUUGUUUUAAUGCAAAAUUCUCCAAAUAAGAAUCUAUAUAUUUAUCGUAGUA